Molecule: messenger RNA, 3359 nt
Organism: Felis catus (domestic cat)
Lineage: Eukaryota; Metazoa; Chordata; Mammalia; Carnivora; Felidae
Exons: 3
Coding region: 152-1219 (355 amino acids)
Source: RefSeq, a predicted model, not a curated record
CAGUCUUCACUCCGUGCUGCUGCUGCUGCGUGGGGGAGCCGAGACUUGUUUGUGCGAGAUGCGGCCCGGGCUUGUGGGCAACACUGCCCGGGUCCCCAACGCCGCGCAGCCCUGUGUCCGCGAUCCCAGGCCAGCCAGAAGAGCCUAGGACAUGAACGCCUCUUCAGAAAACGCACAUUUCGAGGGCAGUAAUGCCAGACCCUUUUUUUAUGUGCACGCCAUGGGCCAGCAGCCUUACCUGAGUCCGUGGUGCCAGAGUCCCCCCUAUAAUCCAUUCUCUGUUCCUGGGGCAGGUUUCAGAAAUGGAAGUCUGUAUUUUCCAUAUUCAGUGGUACUCAGUGAGUAUCCUGGCUUCCUUGUUCCUCAGUCACCACUGCCCACUACACUUAACCGACGACCUAUGUUUUAUAACACAGCACAUUUCCAGCACUGUAGUGGCUAUAGAAAGAAAAAGAAAACGAGAGAGACUCAGACUGAACCUCAGCAGGCUGAGAACAUGACUCAGAAACAAGACACCCACUCAGAAGGUGAUAUGGUGACCAGUAUCCCUACUUCUAAUAUUGACAUAGAAAUGGACGACAUUCCUGAAGAAACAGAUGGCGUUUUGUCUUCUGUUGCCCAAAAGAGGGAGCUACACGGUAAGAGCCCUUCUAAUAACAGCCUGCAUAGGACAUCACCUCAUGGAAGCUGUGCAUGUGAGAAAGAGAAAAUGAGGCUAGAACAGAGCAAAGGAUCCCUUGUAACGCAGUUCUGGAAGACUUUGAAGGAAACUAUGUGUUUGUAUGACCUAGCUUAUGGUAAAGCCAUGCCAGAGAAGAUGGUGCAGCACAAUAGGAUUUCACAGAGUUCUUGGGAAAAUAGAACUUUCCCUCAUGAGGGUACAGAGGGCAUUACAUGCAAAGAUGAAGAAAGCACUGUCUGGUUGGAGCAGUGUCAUGAUGUAAGACAUGAUGAUGUGGUAAAGUUGGGCUUCAUCAUGAAUAUGAACUUGGGUAAAGAAAAAAGCUAUGCAGCUGCUCCCCAAUUCCUAUCUUCUCCAGAUGAAGCAAAAGACAGAGAUAGAAUCCAGAAUACCCUGAACUCAAAUCUGUGCCUGUCUUCUGGAGAUGGCAAUAAGCUCCAGCAGGAAAGGCCGGUCUGCUCCAGCAAUAAAGCCAUUGAGGACCUGAGCCUACAGUCCAAUCCCAGAGUCCCCUUCGCAUUGAGGAAAGCGUGCUAGACAAUGGUAGUGGGGGCCAUGGCUUCCCUGUGAACAUGAAUGAAGUUGAAGUGAUACAGAGCAACAGCUACCCUGAGAAUUAUGUCCCUCCUCCUAUCUCGCUGGCCAAGUUCAACCAGGCUAAUGGAGGCAUUCAGUGUGAUAUGAGCCAGUGGCAGGAUGCAGAGCUGGAGCAAUCCCCUGAGCAAAUGCUUUCCAAAGAUGAGUCAUGACUAGACUACAAAACUAAGGGAUCACAGAGAAAGUCAAUCAGGAAUAGGAAAUUGAACACAAAUGAAGAAAAAAUGACCAUAAAUGAUGAGAUUGAGGAAGAGUAUCAUGAGAACUUCAAAAAGUGUGCCAAAAUUAAAAAGACUGUGAAAGGCAGAAAGCAGAAAACCCUGAGCAACUUCUCAAGUGGUAACAUAGUGUAUUUGUUGAAGAAAAUGCUGCCUUGAACACUGUUCUUCCCGAGGAUUCAGAAGACUGUGAGUUGGAAGAGGAAGUUGAAGGUGAAAUGUAUGAGGUAGAAUGCCUCUUUGAAGAAGUUAGUCCACCAGACCCUGUGAAUUCCUCAAAAAGAAGGAUUUUUUGCAAGGCCAGCAGGAUAAUCAGGAUGCCACCUGAGUGGUCUCUCUCUCCUCAACUUAUCGUCUGGCCCACCAGAAAUAAGGACAGGUUUAAAGCAUGUUGAAUAUGAGAGCAUCCCUAUGGUGUAUGAAGUGACAGGACAGGAUGGCAGGAUCCAAAGGGAACGUAUGAUGGCCAUGCAGAAGGGACUGGAGUCUAAGACAGCCUCUCACAAGUCAUGGGAAUGUAAGUGACUAAUGGGCUGAUCCUAUUUGGUUGUCUGUGGUGGUUCCAUACUGCAUCCUGGAGGCAAAGGCAGCCGUACAUCAAUAGUAUUUCUCCAUUUUGAAAGUAUGUUCUUAAACAAUUAUAGAUGCCCAUGUGUGCAGGAUUGGCAGAGAUCCCAAGUCUGAGGUCCUGCAUUCCAGGAAAUUGUAAUGUAAUUUGAAAUAAAGAGCUGUAGCAGAUGAUGGAGAGCUGGUUGGUCUUAAAGGACAGUGGGGUUGAGAGAGCAAAGGAGAGAUGGACAUUGAGGUAGGUGGUUGCUGAGAAUGGGCAGGCCAUGUGGAGGCAGUGAAUUGUGAUACAAAUUUGGGGACUGUGGUUUGAAGAGGGAAUGGAGACAGCAGCAUGAGCUUAUCAAAUGGGCAGCCAGGGCAGGUCAAGUGUGUUUCAGGGAUUGAGCUUGAGACCAGCUGGCCAGAGGGGAGACCUAUGUUGAGUUGAGAAGGUAGGUGUAAGCAGAAUGGGCUAAAGUAGUAGAUAUUUUCCUUUCUAGAUGUUUUUCCUCUAGGCAAUAAGGAGGUGCCAAAGCAAAUUGAAUAAAGGACAGGAAGAAGUAUGCUCUAGGAAUCUUCAGCUGGCAGUACAGUGUAGGAGGAAUUUAAACUCUGCCUAUGUGGCUGAAACCCCUGUAUAAAGUCAGUUUAAGUGAACUUUGGAUAUAAAAUGAUGAGGGUCUUAACUCUCAUGGGAGUAAAAGUUUUACAUCUCAGAGAAUUCAUUAACGAAAUUGACUCCUUAAGAAUAGAAGGCUGGGUUUUGAACUUGAGUACCUAGAAAAAAUGGUAACAUCUGUGGUAAAGUAAACUUGUGAAGGGAAUUUGUUUUGCUUUAUGUGUGGCUGUCAGUGGGAGGACUGGACCAGCAGGUCAUGCACACCUGGUUGAAGCUGGAGUUUGGAUCACCGUAUUUUUAGGGAGGGGCUCAAACGAGUGGGAAGGGUCCAAAGUAGAGCCUGGGGGAUGAUUAUAUCUGGGGUGCAAAAGUGAAAUGAAGCAGGUAAGGGAUGAAUGGGAUGCAUAAGGACCCGCAGGAAAUUUAAUUAAGCUCAGUCUUAGCUUCUAAACCAGAACACUGGCCAUCUUACCUUUAGUCUUCUUAAAGUCUCAUUUGCCUCUGCUGUCAUUCCUCAUCAGUGUGUAGGAAUCCAUUUUUUCCAUCCUAUCACAGCCCUGUGAAGAAGAUAACCUCAAUUUACUCUUGGUUAUGCAGUGAAGAUGGUAAUUUUCAGGGUGAACCUCUAGAUUAUGUCUAUUACAUUUUUUUAUUGCUAAGGACUGUAGAAUGAUAUAGAAUAGGAUCUUGAAAA